AUGCCGGAAACGCUGUGUCUCUCGUCUUUAAACUCGUGUUUUUGUCACUGGACUGAACGGACUCAAAAACAGAGGUAGACUACUUUUUAAAUGUUAUAUAUAUAAACCAACGUUACGCCCAAACCUUGAUUAUUGGCUUUUCAUGUAGCUGUUGUUGAAGGGAAGGCCAUCUCUUUGCAUUUUGAAUUCAGCACAAACUAAAGGCUGUUGUAGUCGCAUGCUUGCACAAUUCAACUUUCACCUAAUUUAAUCUCUUCAAACUCGUCGACCACUUGACAACUACAAUAAAUACAGUUUAUGUCUUAGUUACUAGCUCCAUUAGUUAUAGCAGACUAAACGUAACUCCACGAUUUACGAUGGAGUUGAGCGGUGAUUAGUGUAAUUGCGGGCUAUUAUUUGAGUGCUGAAAUCAGUAGUUUUUGACAAAAACACUAGUGACCGCACAACUCCAUCGUAAAUCCUGGAGUUGAGUUUAAUCGGCUACCUUAGUUAUUGCAUUGCUUUAUCCGUGAUAUAAAAAAAGAUGUCCGUUUUAUGUUUUGAAAGGUUCAGUUGUGUUUUGCAUCCUGAAUUUGUGAGCUGUAUGUGUGUGCAUUGAGAAAUGUUCUCUCUUUACAGGUAAUGCUGAGGUGUCUUGUUAGCAGGUGCCUUUUGACCAAUCCUGUCGCAGGUCAAACAAGAAAGAUGUCAGGAGUCAGUCUCGCUGGGUCUCAAAGCAGUCUUGCAGGGAAGGUUGCCAUAGUCACUGCCUCCACAGAUGGGUAAGGAAUAGCUGUACCAACCGUUUUGCUGGGGAUGUAUUUAAUUUGUUUAUACUGAAUUGCUCUCCACUUUGCCUGACCUGGAAAAAAUCUGGUCACCUAGUUAGCCUUUAUUGUUUAACUAAGGUAUAUGUACAGUAUAGGGGCCAGAGUUUUCCAUGAUUAGGUCAUGCUGGCAGGAAAACGCUCGGCCCUACAGUAUAUCAUGCAAAAUAUACAUGCCUCUUUCUUCUACUGACUGAGACUUGUGGCAUCUCUUCCAGAAUCGGUUUGGCUGCAGCCCAGGCUCUAGGGCAGAGAGGGGCUCACGUUGUGGUGAGUAGCAGAUGCCAGUCAAAUGUCGACAAGGCCGUGGCACUACUGCAGAGUGAGAAGAUACAAGUGACCGGGACGACUUGCAACGUUGGGAAUAGUGAAGACAGAGCUAGACUGGUUAAUAUGGUAAAGUCCAUACAUUUUGAUCCCAUUCUAACAGUUGCAUCCAGAGUAGACAUCAAUUGAUAAUUCUGGCUUGGCCUUAUACAGGGAGACUGUUAAUACAUAAUCACAGGCACAGCCAUCAGUCAUAAGCCUAAACUGAAUUUCAGUGUUAUGAUUUUCUGUUUUGAUGUUCAGACAGUGGAACAGUGUGGUGGUGUGGACAUCUUUGUUUCGAACGCAGCAGUCAACCCUUUCUUUGGAAACAUUAUGGACUCUACAGAAGCAGUUUGGGAUAAGGUGUGUGGCUGGCACCCCUAUUAUCUAGGUCAGUGUUUCUUAAUCUUGGUCCUGGGUACCCAAGGGGUUCACAUUUUAUUUUUUGCCCCAGCACUACACACCUGAUUCAAAUGAUCAACUCUUCCUCAAGCGUUGAUGAUUUUAAUCAGGUUUGUAGUGCCAAGGCAAACACAAAAAUGUGAACCCCUUUGUGUCCCCAGGACCAGGAUUAAGAAACACUAAUUUAAAUAAUCAAACACAAAAUGUAUAAAAUAACCAUACAUUUAAGAAGAUGUAGUUUCAUUGAGCCUGAGAAGGAUGAUAGCAUAUGAGAAAAGUGGUAUUUGAGCUAUAUCCAAAAGAGUGUUGCGAUAUCAGCUGAUUUAUAUUGUGCACUUCACACAGAUCCUGGAUGUGAAUGUAAAGUCGGCCUUUCUUAUGACCCAAUUGGUGGUGCCUCACUUGAAGAGGGGGUAAGAGAGAGAAAUAUUUAGGAAAGUGUUUUGUGAGCUAUAACAAUGCAUGUCCAUGGCAUGUCUGUUUUCCAGGGGUGGGAGUGUUGUGUUCGUGUCCUCUGUCGCUGGGUACCAGCCAAUGCAGGUAAGCUCUUCUGAUUUGCCCUCUAAAUGCUUCUUGGUUUGAUCAUUAGACCAUUUGCAUUGUUAUGGAGAAUUCUUCCUUUCUUUGACCUCCCCACCACCAGGCCCUGGGCCCUUAUAGCGUGAGUAAGACGGCCCUGUUGGGACUAACUAGAGCCCUGGCCCCUGAACUGGCCCAGUGCCACAUCCGGGUCAACUGUGUGGCCCCCGGCGUCAUCAAGACCACCUUCAGCCAAGCAGUGAGGACCCCCUCCCUUUCUAUUCUGUCAUCUUUACCUGUGUACUCUUUUCUCUUCACAUUUACUUACCCUCACUCCUCUUCCUGUCACACAUUUAUCCUUUGUUUCCCUGUCUUCUUCUAUAAUACAUACAGCGAGAAGGGAGUUUUGACGAUUCUGUGUUCUCUCUCAGUUGUGGCAGGACGAAGACAUUGUGGACGAGUUCAAGAAGCAGCUUAGCAUUAAAAGGUUGCCUUCAACUUCAUUCUUGGGUGUAUCGCUUAGUUUAGGUUACAUUCUUACCCUCAAGUGUUGUUGUUUUAGUGACGUGUGGCCACGUCUCAUUGUGACUGAAUUGGUCGAAUUUGUGACACGGUCUGUGUGUUGUAUUGUGGUCAAUGUAGUGUUUGAUGAUCGAUUUGAUUUAUUUUAGUGCCGUACACCAUUAAGUACUCCGACACUAUUCAUCAAGUACUCCAAACAAAAUAAUAUUACAAAUUAAAUGCAUAAUCGUAGCAUGUACAACUACCACCUUGUCACAUAAGGUUAUUUCAUACAAAAAAGACAUCCAUUCUUGUAUUAUUCUCCCAGGUUUGGCAAGCCAGAGGAGAUAGGUGGAGUAAUCGCUUUCCUGUGCUCGAAGGACGCGUCUUACAUCACUGGAGAGACAAUCACUGUGACUGGAGGGAUGAGCUGCAGACUGUGAGGCUGAUCGGCUGGAAAGUGUUAAUAGAAUCUGGCAACACUGACUGUGACACUCAAAGGAAACAAUGCUUUUGUAAUAUAAUAAUGGGCUGUAAGACAGGAAGAUUCACUAUACAUUUCAGAGUAAUUUCUUCCUCUCAAAGUCUAAUGACCUGAGAACUCGAAGCCAGGAAGUGAUGGGGAAGUGGACAGUCUUGACACCACUGCUGAUAUUCUUUCUGGGUAUGUUUUUCAGUGGGCACUAUACCAUGCAGUGAGUUAACGAAUAAACGGCAUCUUUUUUACUAUGUUUUAAAGAUCCGUCACAGCACAUUGUAAGCAUUUCUGAGCUCACAUUUAGGGUCCAAACUCAGGCCAGUUUUAACUCCCACAAUCUCAUCCCAUUUGGAACUAUACCUACAUUGCCUUAAUAAAAAGGACUACACUGCUAUUCAUGUUUUUGAUUAUUGUACUUCAUUAAUACAGAACUACAUUGACAUUUUAGUCAUUUAG
Coregonus sp. 'balchen' is the source of this 3471-nucleotide messenger RNA. NCBI's taxonomy places the organism in Eukaryota, Metazoa, Chordata, Actinopteri, Salmoniformes, Salmonidae. The record is from the annotation of a GenBank genome assembly.